AUGGAGACUUCAAAGGACCAUGUUCCCCCUCGCAGAGGCGUCGCUAUCGUUCUUCCUUCUGCUGCAUUCGCUUCGGCAGAGCAGUCUGAGGAAUACCUUCAAAACGGGGCAGUAUGCUGUAACUUCGGCCCAGGAGUUGCAGCAGUCAUGCAGGACAGCAAGGAGUGGACGGAUCAGAAGUGGGUGCUGCUGAAGAUACAGAGGGAGAUACAGCAGCAGCGGCAGAAGAAACUCUCGAAUGCCGGGCAGGAGGAUUUUGAAGGUAAUAGAGACGAGGGAGGGGUUGGAGAGCAUAGGCGAGAAAGAAAGGAAGAAAGCCAGGAACAUGCAGACGAUCAGUCAAGGGCACGUUACCUUCGCGACAUGGAGCGGCUUCAACGGCAGUACAACGAGUCAUGGAAGAAGUUCAAGGAUUGCCCGCAGUCGGCGACGAUGAUUUCUCAGCUCAGAGAGAUGAAGGUCGAUGACAGCUUGAGGACGGCCAAGCUGAUGCGCAUGGCGGAUCACAACAUGAAGCAGUUGAAGAGAGAGGAGGUCCAGCGCCUUGAGGUCUUUGGGGUGAUGGCACAUGUCAAGACCAACCAGGUCCACACGGGAGUCCAGGAGCCGCUGGAAAGGUUGUCAGGCAAGGGGCUCAUGAAGCUCAGACAGAAGGAGCACAAACAUCUCACAGACAUGGGACAUAUUCGACGCUGCACGGACCCAGACUUAUACCUGAGGGCGAAGGAGCAGGAGACUGUAGAGUUCGAGCGGAAAAAGCAUAAGAAUUAG
Molecule: messenger RNA, 771 nt
Organism: Guillardia theta CCMP2712
Lineage: Eukaryota; Cryptophyceae; Pyrenomonadales; Geminigeraceae
Exons: 6
Coding region: 1-771 (256 amino acids)
Source: RefSeq, a predicted model, not a curated record